UUAUUUUUCAUCAACAAUCAACCGAAGGUUAAGAACCUUAAUCAUUCUGAUCUCUUAUUGUGUUGUUAAUAUAAUUAAAUUGUGAUUGAUUUAAUUGAUCUUUGUCUUUAAUAGAGUACAUUUCCAGGAUCUUAGGAUUUCAGGAUCAUCUUGAAUUUUAAUCAACAAUAACAAAAGUGAAUAUUGUUGUUGUAUUAAUAAGAUUAAGCUUUUUAGUUUAAUCGAAAGAUUUAAUUUUGUUUGUGUUUUUUUGUUAAUUAAUUUCUUUUCAUUUUCUUAGGAGUUGAUUAAUUGAUUUCUCUUUAUCUUUUGAUUACACUGUUAAUCUGGUCAUCAUAAUUUGGUCUAUUCUCUGAAUUAUAAUUUGUUCUUGUGUAAUUAAAUCUCGCAAAGUGUAAAUUGAAUCAUCAGCCUUUAGUUACUUGAUACUGAUGAGUUACUCGUAAUCAUCAUAAGGGAAAAAGUGAUCAAAGAAUUUAAAAGCUCGAGUAAUUUGAAGCUCAACUCUGAUUAAAAAAAUUACUUAAUUCUUUGUCGCAUGUUAGUUAAAUUCAACUAAUAAACUACUAUGGAUCACGGUGAUAGGAAUAAGGAUCAAUCAUCAGCAGAUAUUGAGAAAAACGUACCGAUUUUGAAAGAGGAUCAACCAAGAUUUAGUAAAUUGCGAGAUUUGUUCAAGAGAAAAUACAAUUCAAGUCCAUCUUUUAUUGUUCGAGUUCCUGGAAGAGUUAAUUUAAUUGGUGAACACAUUGAUUACUGUGGGUUUGGUGUUCUUCCCAUGGCAAUUGAACAAGAUACUUUGUUGGCUGUUGCUCUGAACUCUGAUCGAUUGAUUAGAUUAACCAACAUGAAUUCAGAAAUUCAUUCUGACAUUGAGAUUCCUUUAGACAAUUUCACCAUCAACAUCCCUCCUGAUUGGUAUCAUUAUGUAUUAUGUGGAGUUCAAGGAGCUAAAGAUCUAGCAGAUUCAUUCGAGAAUCUCGAAGGUUUGAACAUCGCUGUUUGGGGAACGAUUCCAACCUCAUCUGGACUAUCGAGCUCUUCUGCCUUAGUGACCGCGUCUUUGUUGGCUACUCAUUACUCAAUCAAAAAUGGUGAUGUGAACAAAUUUAUCAUCGCCGAUACUGCAGCUAAAUGUGAAAGAUACAUUGGUACUCAAGGCGGUGCAAUGGAUCAGUCGAUUGCCAUGUUUGCUCGUUCAGGUUUCGCUAAAUUGAUCAACUUUGAGCCAACAUUGAGCUGCGAUGAUGUUCAACUUCCUAAAGGUAGUUGCUUUUUUUUCACCCACAGCGGAGUUACUUGUAAUAAAGCGGCAACCGAACAAUUUAAUGCUCGAGUUUUCGAGGUUAAAAUUGCUUCUCUCAUGAUAGUUGAUCAUUGUCACCUAAAAGUAAAACCAGGUCAUAUUACUUGUCCAACAUUGGCCCAGAUAAAAAAGUUAAUGAACAAAAGUUUCGAUGAAAUGUUGGACAUUGUCGAUGAAUCUAUUGAGAUUGGAAAAGUUUUCAACCUGAAGGAGCUUUUGGACUAUUUUGAUUUAUCGAAUUCUACUGAAUUAGCUUUUCUCCUCUCAAAUGGAUCAGCUGUAACCAUGGAAAGGAUGAAAAGUGUGAUGAAAAACUAUUCCGAUGGUUUCAAGAUCCAUGAUAGAGUAACUCAUGUUUACUCUGAAGCUCAAAGGGUCGAAAAAGUUGUCAAAUUGUGUUCACAUGGAAAUACAACGGAUGAUCAAAUUCUCAUUGAAAUUGGACAUUUGAUGAACGAAAGUCACAAUAGUUGUUCAAAUCAAUACGAAUGUAGCUGCCCAGAGCUUGAUCUUUUGGUCAAUCAUGCCCUUUCAUCCGGUGCCUUAGGGUCAAGGAUGACCGGUGCUGGUUGGGGAGGUGGGAUUGUCUCAUUGGUACCAGAAAAUUUAUCGCGACAAUUUCAACAAUCAAUGGCUAAAAUAUCCAAAUUCACAGUUGCCAGUUUACCAAGCCAAGGAGCCACAAUUUAUCUUCAACCUUAGAAAAAAACUAAAUCAAUCUCAUCAACAAAAAAUUUGAAUACAAAUCACUAAUCAACAUUUUGCUUAUCACCCAAAUAUCUUAAUCAUUUCAUGUAAUUUUUAUCUCUUGCAAUUUUAUAUUUACAUUUGCUCAUAACGAAAACCCCAUCGACAAGUUCAAAACUCUUGUCAACAUUCAACAUUACAUUGACCCACCGAGUAAUCAAUGAUUACAAUAGAAUUUAAUCUCUUAAUUGAAUUAAUCAUUUAGAAUAAAAUUUUCAUGGAAAAUUUAAAAUUCUUUUUCUAAGCUCACCAGAUGUCGCUAACUUACCGCUUCAUUCAAUUGAAUUUAAAAGAUUUAAAAUUUAAAAUUCUAAUCUUUUCAAAUUGAUUAACACAAAACUCUUAAUGAAUUAAAGUUAAUUAAUAUUCUCGUCA
Molecule: messenger RNA, 2428 nt
Organism: Panonychus citri (citrus red mite)
Lineage: Eukaryota; Metazoa; Arthropoda; Arachnida; Trombidiformes; Tetranychidae
Product: N-acetylgalactosamine kinase-like
Exons: 2
Coding region: 569-2008 (479 amino acids)
Biological process (GO): galactose metabolic process; carbohydrate phosphorylation
Cellular component (GO): cytoplasm; cytosol
Molecular function (GO): ATP binding; galactokinase activity
Source: RefSeq, a predicted model, not a curated record